Messenger RNA from Pelobates cultripes (western spadefoot toad), 473 nucleotides. Lineage: Eukaryota; Metazoa; Chordata; Amphibia; Anura; Pelobatidae. The record is from the annotation of a GenBank genome assembly.
CUGACCUAAUCUCAGCAUCUAGGUCUUCAAGAGGAUCUCCUUAUAGGCACUCAAGGUAAACGUCUUCCCUUUUAAUUAUUGGAUUAAAAGAGCGAUAUUAAAUGGUAUUUUCAAUCCUCCUCUUUCCAUUUGGUUUUAGUGUCCAUGAUUUUGACAUAUCGGAAAGAUCUGUUGGAGGAAAGAAGUCUCACAAGUCUGCCCGUUGUAUUGCAUGUGAUGCUAAGGCUUUGGAAGGAAAGAAGCUAUGUGGUACUUGCUUGUCCGAAGCAGCUUGUUCUCCUAAGGAUCCAUCUCCAGAGAUUAUGAAGUGGAUUCAGAUGGCAGUAGAUAAGUCCAUAGAACAGCAGAGAGCUAAUAAGAGGCCAAGAACAACUUCUCAUAGAGAUAGAGAAGAUUCAGAUUUCGAUGCCUCAUUUGUGGAAGCUCAGUCGGGGGAAGGUGAAGAGAUGUAUUCCUCAGAAAUUUGGACUUAG